Messenger RNA from Oppia nitens, 2204 nucleotides. RefSeq lists its product as uncharacterized. The transcript has 6 exons. Bases 377 to 1969 code for a protein of 530 amino acids. Lineage: Eukaryota; Metazoa; Arthropoda; Arachnida; Sarcoptiformes; Oppiidae. The record is from RefSeq and is a predicted model, not a curated record.
UUUUGAGCACUCAUUUGAUUAUAACGUCUAACAACACAUUCAUCUCAUUAUUAUUAAUAAAUAUUGCAUUUAUUUCAUCCAUAUAUUCAUCUUUUUUUUAUUAAUUAUUAUUAUUAUCACUCAUUUAUAGUCACAUAACUCAUUAAACAAUUAAUUUAAAGAUAACAGCGAUUAAAACAAUGAAAUAUUUUGCAAAUAAACCCAAAUUUAGCGGUCAUACCAUUUGCGUGAAUCAAAUGAUUAAGUGAUGCCUUAUUUGGCUAUUGAUGUCAAUUGAAUACAAACGACUGUUUUAAAGACAAACUUUUCAUUUAAUUAUCAUAUUUGUCAUCAUUUGGUUGUGAAGUGAUUUGAGACUAUAAACUAAAUAAUUACAAUGACUUCCAGUGAUACCAUCAUUGAUAAAGAGUUGGAUGAUUUUAUAUAUGUGACUAAUGAAGAUCACGAUUACUUGGAUUCCGAUGAUAAUUGGCUGACCAAUGAUGUCGAGCUGAAGACAUCGCGAGCCAAUUGUCAAAACAUUAUCAAUUGGAUCCAAAGUGCAUUUAAUUGUCAAAAAACUAGUGGUGUUAAUAUGUCUUUAGUGAACCAAUUGAAUAACUUGAAGUUGACGAGUGGUCACUCGGUCUCAGUUGACACCCGAACAUUUACCCGACAAAAACAACGAAACAAACGCCAGAGUCUGUUUAAUGGCACAACUUUGACAACUUUAUGCUCACCCGUUAAUGAAGACGAGUAUUCAAGUCCUGAGGCCAACGAUCGGACAUUUGAAGUGCAGACAAACGCUAAUCAAUUAUUGAACGGAACGUUUAACAAGAAUUUAGGUAACAAUACAUUUACGAUGGCAUCAGAUGCUCAUCAGCUCAAUGAUAUGGAAGACGUUGAAAAAAUAGCCAAACUUCAAGAGGACAGUCUUCGACAAAGUUGUUCUACAAAUGGGUGGUCAGUCGUAAAUCAAUCACCAAACAGAACUCAAUUGUAUACCAGAAAUAUUAAUACCAAUACCUUAACAAAAGGUCGUUUACCGACCAGUCAUUCACGAGUUACCGAUGCAAUGGUUGAUGACUUAAGUCACUUCCACUUAGAAUAUGACGAUUUAGAAGAUGAUAAUCAGUAUUACGAUGAGACUAUGCUAUCGCCAGAGGAUUCAUUCAGAAAACAAACGUCUUAUACGAGCACUCCAUUAGUCAACAACAGAAACUUAAAUUAUAAUUCUUCAGUCAAUAGACAACCAAUGGUUUCAAAGAUAAUGCCAGAUAUUAGUAAUCUUAAAGCUCAUAGUGGUUAUGGUGUGUCUAAAGUGGGCAGAAGUGAACCUAAUUUAACCCGACGUUUGCAACCAUUGGGUCGAGGAAUGGCAUAUAAUUCAACGAAUAAUAGGUAUGCGUCCAACAGGACUACCGAAAACAACACUUCCAAUCGUCCAUUAUUUUUGGAGUCAAAAACUCCGAGUGAUUCUCGUCUUAUUGUUCGACCCAAUGGAUUAAGACCUCCUAAUCACAACUUAAUGACCACAAAUAUGAGACGUGAUUUGUCGCCGCCGUCCAUACAAUGUCAACAAUUAUUGAAUAGAAAGGUUGCGGUUGAGGGAGAGCUUAACAGAGUGGGCACAACCACUACAAACACUAGCAAUACUACUACUAAUCUGAGUAGAAAAUCCACUUUUCGGGUCCGAGACUUUCAUACUAUCAAUAAUGAAGACAACAAUACUGAUCUGUGCUUAACUAAUAAUACAAUUGCAUCAACAAAUGGGUUCACAACUAACAAAACAAUCAAUCACAACAAUAAUGUAAAUAAUAAUAAUACAAAUCAAACUGUCCAAAGAAAUGUGUCAAAAAUUCCCGGACCGAAGACUCUUAGAUCGGGAAUUCCGGCGCCUUGUGGUCCGCGCCCAGCAAUGCAAUGUCCAACAAACUCAAGACCUCACGUCAAUCAUACCGAUAACUCGUGGAAAAACGGGUGCUUUUAGUUGAUGUUAUUUUAAAUUACAAUUAUUUGUCAAAUUAAAAAAAUAGUUUUAUAAUGUUUUACAGUUUUGCAUUUAAUUAUGUUUAGCUUUUUUUGUUGUUGAAUAUUUAUGAUCAUUAUAUAGUCAAAAAUUGUUUCAUUUUGUGUUAUUUUUACUUUUCUUUUUUUAUUAUAUGUAAAGACAAAUGUUUUUAUUGUCAUGAUUUUGAAGCUGUGAUAAUAGCUAUGAUAAUAUG